AUGGAUACCAUUACGGAGAAUCUUGCUCGUAAAUUUACGCUGACGUCAGACGAAGAAGAAGGGGUAGUGGUACCGGUUACGCAGGCUGCCGCUAGGGUUUCGGAGGUUGAAUUGUCUGUGGUUGGAAAGGUACUUUCGGCGAGAGAAUAUUCGUCCCACACCAUCAAGGCGAAUAUUCUCCGACUACUACAACCGGUGAAGGGCUGUACGUUUGAUUCCAUUGGGCCAAAUCGGUUUGUCAUUAAAUUCGAACAUCACUUAGACUUUAAGCAUGCGAUGUCAGGCUGCCCGUGGAUUAUGGAUAAACAUGCUGUGGCUUUGCAAGAACUCCAUCCGGACGACGACCCAACCACGGUAGAUCUGAAUCACAUCUCCAUGGUCGUGAGACUCUACCAAAUUCCAAUUCGUCAGAGAAAUAUGGAGAUGGCUCAACAAAUAGGCAACAAAAUUGGAGUCUUUAUGGAACUUCUGGCCCCGAAGCAACAAGUAUACACACAACAUAUGAGAGUCAAAGUGAGACUUGAUGUUACGAAAACCCUGAAGCGUGGGAUUUACCUGCAUACGUUGGAUGGAUCGAAGGAAUGGGUGUCUUUCACGUAUGAAAAGUUACCAAAUUUUUGCUUUUUGUGUGGAAUAAUCGGACAUGGGGAAAAUAAAUGCCAUCUGCGGUAUGAGGCUAAUUUCGUAGAUCCGGGAGAACAACUUCCAUAUGGUCCUUGGAUGAGAGCGUCCGUGACAAACUCUGGAGAACCAGCCCGUCUUCCUCUCCAGCCAAUGAACAACACCAACCAAAAUUCUACGAAAUCUCCAUCAAUUGGAAAAACUAGGGGGGUGAAUAUCUUUGAGUUCACAUCCCAAGGAGUGGCUAUUAGGGGUUUUGAACCAAGUUCUGUGGAAAAGGAAAACUUGAAUACGGAAUUUAUGGAUGAGUCCAAUCUCAUAAAUAAUGCUGUCCAUGUCCAGACCCUUGAGAACACAGCUUCUCCUGCUCGUAAGAUCAUCUCAAUCCCAAAGAAAAACCGAAAGAAGAAGGCCGAGGAGAUUCCAGCUUUAGAUGAACCCAGACUGGGGAAAAAACCACUCUUAUGCCUUAGAGACGAGGCAUUUAUCUCAACGGCGGAGACUGCGGAGCAGUCCCGCCGGUCGCAAUGA
Molecule: messenger RNA, 1152 nt
Organism: Erythranthe guttata (spotted monkey flower)
Lineage: Eukaryota; Viridiplantae; Streptophyta; Magnoliopsida; Lamiales; Phrymaceae
Source: RefSeq, a predicted model, not a curated record